Brienomyrus brachyistius is the source of this 2117-nucleotide messenger RNA. RefSeq names its product interferon regulatory factor 1a (gene irf1a). Gene Ontology annotation, cellular component: nucleus. Gene Ontology annotation, biological process: regulation of transcription by RNA polymerase II; immune system process. Gene Ontology annotation, molecular function: RNA polymerase II cis-regulatory region sequence-specific DNA binding; DNA-binding transcription factor activity, RNA polymerase II-specific. Bases 55 to 987 code for a protein of 310 amino acids. Lineage: Eukaryota; Metazoa; Chordata; Actinopteri; Osteoglossiformes; Mormyridae. The record is from RefSeq and is a predicted model, not a curated record. The transcript is spliced from 9 exons.
UGGAAAUUCUACUUCUCUCAUAAGGAAGCAGAUAAAAAGUGGAUAACACCUCGGAUGAGAAGACGGCUGUCCAUUAGUAGUCCCCUAGGGGGCGGCGACAGUACGGCGGCUUGCGGACACCUGUUCCCUACUGGGCCGUCGGGCUCGGAUACUCGGGACCAGAUGCAUCAGGGCCGGCUGAGACUGCGGCCGUGGCUGGAAGAGCAGAUCCGGUCGGAGAAGUACCCAGGCGUAACCUGGAUCGAUGAGACGGCCGGCGUCUUCCAGAUCCCAUGGAAACACGCCGCCCGACACGGCUGGAAUAUCGACAAGGACGCCACCUUAUUCCGAAACUGGGCCAUGCACACCGGGAGGUACAAGCCUGGCAUCGACAAACCCGAUCCCAAGACCUGGAAAGCCAAUUUCCGAUGUGCCCUCAACUCCCUGCCAGAUGUGAAAGAACUGCAUGACAGGAGUAUCAAGAAGGGCAAUAACGCAUUCAGGGUCUACAUGAUGCUGCCCUCUGUUAAACCGGCUAAAAGGAGAAGAGGACCAAGGGAGUCAGACACAGACUUCAGAUACACGGCAGGAAGGUAUUUCUCGUACCCCGACAGCAUCCCGGCUGGUGCAUGCACCCCACUGGAACACUAUCCAGACACCUGCUGCAGGUACAUGGAUGAUGGGCCGCACGUGCAGGAAGUACUGCAACCUAGAGAAGGCCACGCUACCUCUGCCACACCAGACAAAGCUCAGGACUACUAUUUUACGCAGCCCCCAUACUCCUCUGAUCCAAAUGGGAAUGUGCAUAGCCCUUCAGGAAAUAACGAACAUACACAAGCUGUAAUGAAGAUAGUGGAGCAUCUGAAGAACACAGAGCAGUGGACUCAGUCUCAUGACAGCGGCUGGAGCUGGGGUGGCUUUUACUCAGGUGAAGGAAUGGAUCAUUCUACAUCUCUACAAACAAGCUACCACAGCUACAGUGGGCAACAAAGACCUUUUUUCUCUUAACUUCAGGUGAGCAGAUAAUAUCAUGGGAUUCAGGGACUCCGCGGGGACCUUGUAGAUGAACAUGGACAUGUCCUGCCAUAUUUGUCAGCCCAGAUAUCCUGCACCUUCCUCAGCCCAUACUUCCUCCAGCUUCCUGCCUGCUUCCACCAGCAAGGUUUUCUGUCUCUCUGGGACAACUGCAGAUUUCCUUAAGAGAGGGAAGAGAUAACAGGCGCUUCCAUACCGUAAGAACUUUUUUCGGAAACCAGAACCUCUUUUCAGUACCUACUCCAAACCAGGUACUUUUUGUUUGAACACAAACUACUGGGGCGGCGCUUUCAGUGAUAACUUGCUAAUUAGUUGACCACAGGCAUUGGCGCUAACUUGCAAAUUACACAGAACAAUUAUUUUUAUACUUCAGUUACAUUUAAUGAAUGCAUUUUAUGCUUGAGUCUUCAUAUUUGACUAAUAACCAGUACACUUUUGUCUAAUAUGGCCAGUGCGGGCAGUGAAACUUAACAGUGCUUAUUAGUGAAAUAUGUUACACUGUAUUUUAUCCUAUGCAACGGAAAGAUCAAUCUGCUGGCCAGAUUUAAUGAGUUAUGUUGCAUGAAUAAAAUAUAAAUAAAAUGCUAUGUUCUAUUUCAUCACGAUUGCCCCCCCCCCAAAUAACUGAACAUGAACAAAAGAGCUCUUUGUUGUUUUGGGGUGGCAGUUUAGUUAACCCUAAACCUAACCCCUAUCCCUAUGAGCUUUUCUUAUCUUCCAUGCUUAUUUAGCACAAAGGUCUCAGUUCCUGUUGUGUGCUGUGAAAGUGACACACGCAGUGUCCAGGAGCUGCAAAAGUUCCAGGUUGAAACAGCCCAGGAACUCGUAAUGAGGGACCAGGGUCUGGAACUUCAGUGUGAAAGUGCCUUUUGAAUAAAGCUGAAAUGCAGUGGCUUGCCUGGCAAGCAUCUACAGAUAUGCAAAGAAGAAGUGUUUUAACUGUCUUUUAUAUAGCUAACAUAUUUAGCAGUGAAUUUGUACGGUAAUUUUUUUUUUUGGUUACUACAAAAUAUUUGCAAUCUAACCUUUGUUAAAAUAUAGCAGCUGUUUUUAAUUCAUGACUGUUUUUAAUAAAAGUUAUUUGUACUUUGGUUUUACAACAA